This is a messenger RNA of Phlebotomus papatasi, 4278 nucleotides long. RefSeq names its product putative Polycomb group protein ASXL2. The transcript has 3 exons. Lineage: Eukaryota; Metazoa; Arthropoda; Insecta; Diptera; Psychodidae. Gene Ontology annotation, molecular function: nucleic acid binding; zinc ion binding. Bases 203 to 2452 code for a protein of 749 amino acids. The record is from RefSeq and is a predicted model, not a curated record.
CCCGUGAAUCGGUAGACCAACCCUGCUCUACCGAUAUCAUCAUGGUGUCACACACAAGUUGAAAGAAAUUGCAAAAGAAGCUGAAAAAUUCUACAUGAAUUUGGGUAAAAAUCGGUGUUGAGAGUAAUUACAGUGUACGUGGAUAUUGUGCAAAGUGAAUGGGAAUAUCGAUUCAUCGUGGGUAGCAAUCAAUGAGUGCGCAAUGAUCUGUAAGGACACGGUCGUCUCGUGGUUCAAGGAGCUAGAAAGUUACAAAAGAAUCGACACAAUGUGCACCCUUCUGAAUAUGUGCCUUCCAUUUGAGCUGCGAUUCCUGGGGACGUGCUUAGAGGAGCUGGGCAGGCGAGACUCGCAGGAGCUGCGAGGGAUUGAGCUCCGUGUUAAUAAUCCCACAGAGCUGGCGGCGGACAUUGCCUCCUGUCAGUCGGGCGAGCCCACUGACAUGAAGAUCCGCCGGAAGAUGGCCCUCUACCUCGCCCUCAUCCGCGUCUGCAGUCGCCCCUGUGUCAAUGAGCUCUUCCGCACCCUCGACGGCUGGGGCGAGCGUGACCUUAGUAAAUUCAGCGAUGGCGAUCCGUUGCAGGAGCUCUUGCUCGUCUACACCAUGGCCACCAACCAUCCAGUCUUCUCCUUCGAACAGCGCAUGAAGUGCGCCGAAAUCUUCACCAAGAUCAAGGAGAGCCGCCCAGCAUCCCAGCCACCACCUCCGCAGGCUACUCAGCCCCCUCCGCACCACCACAUUUCGCCCCAGCAGCCUCCACUACUCACCAACUCUACACCCUCGCCACCUGGUAUCCACACCAUCCACCACCAUCAACUCAUGGGGCAGCCACAGAUACCCAUGGGAUUCACACAGAUGAUUCCCGGGGCAGAGGCUCAGCUUGGGGCUCCACUGAUGGAUCCAAUGAUGCAAUUGCCGCCGGGUAUGACAAUUCCCACGCACGAUUUUACAGUGGGCCCUCCGCCUACAACGGUGCCCUGGACGAUGAGGCAUGCUGCUAGUAACUUAGCAGAAGCACCUUUGUCAACGUCUCUGGAUACCAUUUCCCUGCAUCCGACGCAGCCGACACAAUCGACGUCGCCGCUGCUGAGUCAGCCGUCGUCGCCGACCCAGAGCCGCAGCACGAGCCCCACGCGGAGUGGGCAGAGUGGGAAUGCAGGGGGUGGUGGAAGUGCAGGGGGCGGCGGCGGAGGAGGUGGUGGAGGAGGAGGAGGAGGAGGUGGUGGUGGUGGUCGUGGGGGACAUGGGACCAAUUUGCAGUCAGCACAGAGCCAUCGAAGGGAUCCAGGGACUGUUCGAAGGGUGAGCCGACGUUCGUCGAUGGAAACGACGCCGCCGCCACCAAUACCGCCGCAGGCAAACUAUGUGAACCUCCUAAGUAGUGACAUCCUCGUACAGCAGAAUCACAAGAAUUAUGAAGAAAUGAUCCUGACAGUAGGUGGUGCAUUGAGCCAAUUGCAGACAAUAGCAAGGAAUGGCUAUACAAGGCCAUCGCACACAAUUCCGCGUGAGACCACUAAAGGGUCUGGUGCUAAUUAUCCGCAUCAGCAAACACAAAGUACGCACCAGAACCACCAUCAGUCAAGUAACUUUCCAUCAAAUCCACCUGGAUUGGCGUACGCGCUCAAUAAUAUGGCAUUUGAUAAUGUUCAUCACCAGGUUAAGUCGGGCGGCAGUGAUUCGGGCAGUUCGGUGGGGUCGGCCGGUGAUUUGUCGCCGCCGGACACACCAUCGGCCAUAGCCACUGUGGCAUCAACGUCACGCCUCCGUCCGGAUAAAUUGCAUGUUUAUACGCCGCCCGCCGCAAUUGCCAGUCCGUCACAGCCGGCAACAUUUGGGGUGGCUGAAAUGGUAGUGGCGCCGGGAUUUGGGAAUAAUGGGGCGGGUAGUGGGGCCGUGAGUGGUGGCACGGGUACCACUACAGCGGGCAAUAUGGUGCUGAUGACACAGCCACAGUUUCAGACAACCUAUCACCAUCCCACCUUCAGACAGCCGCCACCACUGAUGGCGCCCCAGCAGAUAACAUCGCCAACUACAGCCACCACCACAACCACCUUCCGUCAUCCCUAUCAGUUGCAGCCCAACGGUGAGUUUAUCUAUCCCUAUACACCGGCGGCGGCCGCACAGAUAGCCCUACUCAAUCCGCCGGCCAGCAAUGUGGGGAAUCAGGCACCGCCUAUGCGUUCGUCGCCAUCGCUGCAGCAACAACAGCAGCAUUUUAUUCAAACGUAUCCCAGCUCGAAGAUGGUUCUGUCGUGCUUCAAUUGUGGCUCACAGUUGCACACGGGCCGUGAUUGUCAGGAGUCAUCAAUGGAGGAUGCUACGCGGGGCGCCAUCUAUAAGCUCGACUACAACGCCGCCACAACGUCUAGUACUCAAACGUCAGUGGUGGACAGUGUGACAAAUGCCACAGCCCAAGAAGCCCCCUCUGUUGCUGCCAUCAACAAAUGAUUGAACGCUUUCUAUCUCUAAGCAUCCUGUCCCAGCACACAUUUCCGCCAUUUUGUUUUUAUUUGGUGUUUUUUGCCCGGUUGUUUUUUUCCCUGUUCUAUUUAUCUCAGUUUACUUUUUGUUUUCGCCGACUUCCCCGUGCCAUUGCAUUCGCCGUUGACAGCAACAUGUCAACUCUCUCUUUGCUAAAGUUUGAUAGAGAUUUUGCACAAACUUCAAUUUUGACAGAUCAAUUUGACAGCUCAUUGAUGGGAUUAUAUUUUCCAUUCCGCACAAUAUACACACCGUUGUUUUUUUCUUUCUUCUAAGUCGAAAAUAUUUUAAAUUAACAAUUUUUUUUUAUUUACCAAUGAUUGUAAUCACAUUUGCAUUGUUACAAAAGGACACCAUCUGUAGAGAAAAAAAAUGUGACACUAGGCAACAAAGUGGGAUUAUUCUCUCGAUACAGUAGGCUCUCUCUCAAUUGGGCAUUUGGGGCAAAAUGUCAUCGGGUUUAUCGAUAGAUUUGGGCGUCAAAGUCAUUGUAAAUUCCACAAAAAGCGUUCAAUUAUAAAGAAUCUCGAUAAAAUAGGAAGAACUACAGCAAAUUUGAGCAAAUUAGCUUCAUAAUUAAUCGUGAAAAUUGUCAACAAAAUUUUUCUCCCGAUUGAGAAAGAGCCGAUUGAGCGAGAGUCUACUGUAUUCUGUUUCAUAUUUUUACGCCUGGGUGAUGACAGAAUAGUAAAAGUAGCAUAAACAUUCAUAGUCAUACUGGAAGAAAAUACACAAAAGACACCUUUUUGCCGUUAGACUUUUCUGAAAACCUCAAAAAAAAAAAGAAAACAAAAAUAAUAUUUGUAUAAAAAAUUUAGAAAUUGUCCACAUCAAUUUCUUUUACGGGGACUACAAAGAGAGAAAACUAUCUCUAAAAUACGAAAAAGUUAAAUUUGUUUAAAAGGGAAUUAUUGUAAAUAUAAAUUGUCCUUUGAUUUUUUUUAAAGUGCGUGGAAAGUGUAUGAUUGAUUUUUAAAUUUCAAGGGUUAUUUUCUCGUUUUUUCAAAUUGAAUCUUGAAGUUGGCUGAAAAUGAAUGUCAAAUCUUGACAGGAAAAUUCAAAUGUGACAAUGAUUUAAAAAGAAUAACGACAUUUCUGCACAAAAAGCAUACAUUGUAGGCUUUAUUAUUGAACAGUGAAAAAUAAUACUGUGAGAUUAUUUCCCACAAAAUAAAAAAAAAAUAAAUAAAUAAAAAAUAAACAAAAAAUUAUUCUGUUGCCUAGUGUUUUUAGUAUCUUUUUUUUUGUAUUUUUUUUUAACAGAUAAAAUAGAAAGUUUUUCGUUACCUGCUGCUUUGAAGAACUCUCACAUCUCCAUUAAUUUUUCUCUCAGAAAUUGCAUGUCAGAGAAUGAUUUUUUUGCUUGGGGACAAUUUUCAUGUAUAAAAAUAAGAACGAGUAAAAAAAAUACACGCAGAAUUCACAUGGAGCAUAAUAUUGUAUAAGAGAAAAGUGAAGAGAAUUUUUUGAAAAGGAAGAAAAUAUUUCAGUGUAUCGUAGACAUUUAGAAGCCUACAAGAGUAAUUUAUAUAAAAAACAAGAAAAUACAAUGAGAAGAGGGACUAUAUUUAAAUAAUAAGAAUUAUUUCAUAGUGUCCAUCGAGAAUCUAAUAAGCUCCGUAUUAUUGUUUUCUUUUUAAAUAAUUACUUCACAAUAAAAAAAAUGUAUAAAAUAUAGUACAGAAAAGAAGAAAAAAAAAUCUUGUAGUUUUUAGAGCAGCAAGAAAGAAAGACAAAAAUAUUGGUGUCACAAUUUUUCAAAAAAAUAAAUAAAGGUCUUAAAAGAAAAAAAA